This is a messenger RNA of Suillus bovinus, 1315 nucleotides long. RefSeq lists its product as uncharacterized. Gene Ontology annotation, biological process: endoplasmic reticulum tubular network organization. Gene Ontology annotation, cellular component: endoplasmic reticulum tubular network. The transcript has 7 exons. The record is from RefSeq and is a predicted model, not a curated record. Lineage: Eukaryota; Fungi; Basidiomycota; Agaricomycetes; Boletales; Suillaceae. The coding region runs from base 39 to 899 and encodes 286 amino acids.
GUGCAAUAGCCUGAGUACUCUGCUUCUUCUAACCCGUCAUGUCCCUUGUAACCCGCUGGUUCUCAAAGAGUGGUUCAGAGAACUACGAGGAAGUUCUCUCUGCACUUGCAGCAGAUGUUGCACGACGACAGACACGUCUAGCAGAGAUCCGACUCCGUGAGCGGCGGACAACACUCCAGUUCACGUUUGGAACGCUCUCUCUAUGGAUCUCAUUUGUAUACUUGUGGUAUGCGCGUAUGCUUCCUGCAGCGUGGCAUGACUCGCUGCUAGCGAAAUUAGCAGUCCUAGUGGGACCUGUAAUAAUAUUAUUUACACGACGAAUGAUGCAGAUAUGGUAUUCGUGGAAAGGCGGACGCGAAGAAAAAACCCUCAGAGUUGUCACUCAAAAGCAACGAGCCAAAGUUGAAGAAAUUAAGAAAAAGACCAACUAUGACUCAACACGGAGCCUGCUUGAGAAAUACGCUGAUCCUGGUACCCCGAUACGGCGUACGCAACUUCCUUCACAGCCCCAUACACCGCUGCCCGCAAACCCACAGGCACACCUACAAACACCAGUCCGACAAAGGAAUCUACCUCUACAGCUUUCGCCAACGCCACAGCCAAUUCAGCCGACCCGUAAGCGGUGCGUGGCUGCCUCGCGCUACGCAUUGAUUUGCCAGAAGUGCUUCUCACACAAUGGGCUCGUUAAGGAAAGCGUCUGGGAGGACACCCAGUACGUAUGCCCGAAGUGUGGCUUCCUUAAUCCUUCUGCUAGAACGAAGAGAUUGAGACUUCAACGCACGCCGUCGCCACCCGCCAAUGUGGAUACAGACCCGAUCGUAUCACCGCAACCUGCCUCCAUGGAGGGUGUGGAAUCGACCGCAUCGUCUGUCGACAUGGUGCCUGAGAAGACAGGGUGAAUCCAGUCGCGAGAGGUAGUUGGCCGUACAUGAGGUAAUACAAAUGCAGACAGAGCACUGUUCGUUUCGAUGAUCUGAUAAGCCUUGAGGACUUUCGCUUGGUUUUUAGCUAUAGCAUUAUCAUCACUAUCACCAGUAAGUAGUUACAGUUGACCUCGCUUUGGUCCAUCACACCCCUUUCGAAUUCAUAUAAUGUAGCAUCGGUUACCAAGUAGUAGUUCGACUUGCAAGUUGCAACAAGAAUUGGAUUCAAUUCUAUCGCGUUACUGUUGUACCGAAGCAACUGCCUCCUGACAAUCCUUGUAACUAUGGAUAUCGUGGAAGUCUUCAGCAUAGCAUUAAUAUGCCUUAUGAUCAGACCUUAGUAUGAAGCCGUUGUUGUUUAUGUAUCAAGUACCAGGACUUGGCCAGGACUC